This is a messenger RNA of Tachyglossus aculeatus (Australian echidna), 2609 nucleotides long. It is a transcript of the gene MCOLN2, whose product is annotated as mucolipin TRP cation channel 2. The transcript has 14 exons. Gene Ontology annotation, molecular function: NAADP-sensitive calcium-release channel activity. Gene Ontology annotation, cellular component: plasma membrane; lysosomal membrane. NCBI's taxonomy places the organism in Eukaryota, Metazoa, Chordata, Mammalia, Monotremata, Tachyglossidae. The coding region runs from base 80 to 1747 and encodes 555 amino acids. The record is from RefSeq and is a predicted model, not a curated record.
CACAGGCCUUUCUGAGUCCCAGGCCUGGGCUCUAUCCACUAGGCCAUGCUGCUUCUUCCUGCCGAGUUUCAGAACAGUGAUGGACCAGAAGGAGGGGAUGGUUGGAUGGGGCUUGGCAAGGACUGAAAUGACUCAUCCAGAUUCAGAUCUGAAAGAGAAGAGUCUGAAGGAAGACUUGAAGUUCUACUUCAUGAAUCCAUGUCAGAAAUUCAGAGCUAGACAUCAGAUUCCAUGGAAAUUGGGGUUGCAGAUUUUGAAGAUUGUAAUGGUUACCACACAGCUUGUCCUAUUUGGUUUGAAUAACCAACUGGUGGUUUCUUUCAAAGAAGAUAAUACCGUUGCUUUUAAGCACAUAUUUCUGAAAAACUAUUCUGGUGUGGAUGAAGAUGACUACAGUUGCAGUGUAUAUACCCAGAAGGAUGUUUAUGACAGCAUUUUUUUUGCUAUUCAUCAGUACCAUCGGUUAAAGAACAUAUCCCUGGGAACACUUGGUUAUGAAGAAAAUGAAGAUAAUAGAAUUGGCUUAAAAGUCUGUAAACAACAUUACAAGAAAGGAACAAUGCUUCCUUCCAAUGACACUCUGCAUAUAGACAGCGACAUAGACAUAGAUUGCAUUCACCUAGAUCUGCAAACUCUCUCAAACAAGAACUCCCAGGAUUGGAUGAAUUCAUCAUUUUUUAGCCUGGAGUUUUAUCGGCUCUUACAAGUUGAAAUCUCCUUUAACCUCAAAGGUAUUGACCUACAGUCAAUUCAUGCCCGUGAAUUACCAGAUUGUUAUGCCUUUCAGAAUACUAUCACCUUUGACAAUAAAGCACACAGUGGUAAAAUCAAAAUCUAUUUUGAUAGCGAUGCCAACAUUCAAGAGUGCAAGGACUGGCGUAUAUCUGGAUCUAUUCAGAAAAACACUCAAUAUGUUCUGGUGUUUGAUGCAUUUGUCAUUUUAAGUUGCUUCACUUCUCUGAUUCUCUGCACAAGAUCCAUUGUUCUUGCUCUGAGAUUGCAAAAAAGAUUUCUGAAGUUCUUCCUGGAAAAGUACAAGCGACCCGUGUGCGAUGCUGACCGCUGGGAGUUCAUCAAUGGCUGGUAUGUCCUGGUGAUCAUCAGCGAUAUGAUGACAAUAAUUGGAUCAAUAUUAAAAAUGGAAAUCAAAGCAAAGAAUCUCACAAACUAUGACUUGUGCAGCAUUUUGCUUGGAACCUCCACACUGUUCGUCUGGGUUGGAGUUAUACGAUACUUGGGUUAUUUCCAGACAUACAACGUGCUCAUUUUGACCAUGCAGGCCUCUUUACCCAAAGUCCUCCGCUUCUGUUGCUGCGCCGGAAUGAUCUAUCUGGGCUACACUUUCUGUGGCUGGAUCGUCCUAGGACCCUACCAUGAGAAGUUUGAAGAUCUGAAUACAGUCGCAGAGUGCCUGUUUUCUUUAGUCAAUGGAGAUGACAUGUUCGCGACGUUUGCCCAAAUUCAGCAAAAAAGUAUCCUGGUGUGGCUGUUCAGUCGCUUGUAUUUGUAUUCCUUCAUCAGUCUGUUUAUAUAUAUGAUCCUCAGUCUCUUCAUUGCACUCAUCACAGACUCAUAUGACACCAUAAAGAAAUACCAGCAGAAUGGCUUUCCUGCCACGGAUCUUCAGGAAUUUCUAAAGGAAUGUGGUGGCAUAGAGGAGUAUCGAGGAGAGCCGUCGUUUUCCGUGUCCUGUUUCUGCUGCUGUAGGAGGCAAGGCGGCGAUGACAACUUGAUACUUAUUAGCUGAAAACCCACCGCCAAGAGAAAAUGAAACUUCAGGCCUCCAUUUCCCAGAGGAAAUGCAGAGAAGGCUCUAGCUGUUGUGGAAAAAUGACUCUGCAGAUUCUCCCAUGGUUUGGACUUGUAUUUUCAUAAAAAGGCUCGAUUUUGAAGCAGGAAAGAAAAGCUGUGCCUGACUCUGGUCAGCUGGCUGACCGUGACUCUCAAGUCUCAAAGCUACUUUUUAUGAACUGGACCUAUGAAGAGCUACUCGUCCUUCUCACCUCAGGAAUUAUAGAAUAAAAAUAUUGGGAGGAGGGGGAAAAGAUCCCUAGUUUAAAAAAAAUUAAGUAUUUUUGGCCAGUGUUUUUUAGUCACAGGUAAUGUGUUCACUGUUCCAAUUCCUGUUUCCGCUUUGUAUCGAAGUUGAUUCAAAUGGGCUGGAAGACAUUUGAGUAAAUCACCAACUGCACUUUAAUGGUUCUUCAAUUUUGGUUCUUUGAGCGGACUACGUGAAGCUGUGACGCAAUCGUACAAUCGGUGUAUUCUCUUUGACUCUUCCGGGAACUAAAAGCUCACCAUUAUUGGAAGCUUUCAAUUUUUUUUUUAUUUUUUUAUUUUUUGGGGUCUACUUUCCUGUGCCUUUCCUCUUCGGGACAUACUGAAACUGUGAUUUCAUUAGGCCACAGAGAAGGCUGAUUCACCCAGGCACCUCGCCAAUAUCCCACUCGUUCCGGGAAUCGUGAACCGGCAUAAAGUGGAGAGGCAGAAGGUGGGAAUGUUGCACAAGGUUUUAACAGAAAUAAAAUAAAACUCCACCUGGUGACACACCCUUUAAGCUACGAUGAUAGGCAGUUGUUUCCUCAAUAAAUCUAUUUUUAAUGACAGCA